CAGUGAUAAUGUAACUAUAAAUGACGUGUGAAUCUCAGAGUGAGAGGAUGGUGGUGCCGGAGAGUGGGAGUGGAGCCCAGCAGGCAGACAGUGGCACGGUCCCGGGGUUUGAAGAUGAGCAGGUUGGAGUGGAGCUGGAGGAGGCGAAGUUGCGUGAACUCGUGCGGCGCCUCGAAGUCCAGAACGAAAGCCUACGCAACCGUGGCACCGCGCGUCACCUCGGCACGAAUGCCAACGAAAGAACCCUGUGUGAGGACACCAGCACCAGCUCGGACAGAGACGUCCGGACUCCUCCUUCUCCUCAGGGCAGCUUGAGGAGGAGUGAAGACAUGUCUUGUCUUCCUGAGGCCACGAGGCUGGAGGAUGAAGAGGAGAUGGAACAGAACAGCCCAGUUUUUGAUCUUCCUUGUGCUGCAGCAUCAGGAUAUGCUGAAGAACAGACAAACGCUAGUUCUUCUCCCGAUAGCUACGAUUUGGAGACAAUUGGUGAGAGCGAUGCAGGGGUGGACCAGUCCGCUCUGGACGAGGUGGAUGUGCUCGAUUUGGAUGACUGCGCCGAUAUCGAUGGUGAAGACUGCUGGUUGUAUGUGUCUCCGAAGAAGCGGUUACAGUCGGAACAGGCCCCAGAGUCUCCGCUGAAAUGGUGCCGGAAGGUCCUAGAUCACCCGAGUCCCGAGACCGAGGUUGCCUGCAGGACACUUCUGAGCCGCCUGGAUCAAAGCUCGAGAUGGAGAAACAUGUACAGCAGUCCAUCGCAAACCUGUGCAGGCUCAGCAGCCGAGGCCGGCUCCUCUCAUUCUCCUGGGUACCACAAAUCAACUAACAAAACCCUACUAACCUGUGGCAGCUCAGGUUACAUGAGCAUGCAUUCGGCACUGAGCUCCCAGUCCUCUAUCGACAGUGAGCUGAGCACGUCGGACGAUUCCAUCUCAAUGGGGUACAAGCUGCAGGACCUGACAGAUGUGCAGAUCAUGGCUCGGCUGCAAGAGGAGAGCCUGAGGCAAGACUACGCCUCGAGCUCGGCCUCUGCAUCACGGCGGAGCUCUGCGGCAUCGCUGCACUCCUUGAGGCGAGGCACCUACAGUGAUCAGGAGCUGGACUCCUACAGCUUGGAGGAUGAAGAGGCAGACAGCAUGCCUUACACACACAUUCACCGCCGGCACUCGCCUUCUCCUGGCACCUCGCCUCGCUGUCCAUCACCUGCAGCCGGAACACGCGUGCCCAGGCGUUCCCUUCAGGGCACGGCACCAGAGCUGCUCAAAUUCACCAGGAGUGAAGAGGAGUUAAGACACAGCAUGCCUAACUUGGCCCCACGCACCAGCCUGCGCUCACUGGAGGCAGUGAGAAACAGCCGCAGCAUGGAGGCUAAUCUGCACAGUUCAGGCAGCCGCAUGUCCCGCUUGCCCCAGUCCCCCACAGGUGUGUCUAACACUCGAUUAAGAAGCAGUGGCCAGUCACCGCUCUUGUUGCGGGCUCCUGUGAAAGCUCUCAGCCCUGUGGGCAACAUGGCUGCAGCGCGACAGUCUGCAAGAGUGACCGCUGGAGCUCAGGGACAGAAUCCAGGAGCACGGAGGGUGCAGUCACCAGGGCGUGCCAAUGGAGCUGCUCAGUCCUCAGGCAGGACUGCUAGCACAGGGCCAAAACAAGCAGGGGGCAGAAGCAUGACACCUACUGCUUCAGCUUCGUCAAAAAGCAGACUUGCUCAGACCCCUAGAAGCAGGUCUCUUGGGAUGACAAAAACCUGUGGUCCAAUAACCGACGAUUCCUGGAAGGAUGGCUGUUACUAAAGCUUUUCUUAUUCUCCCUUCCGUACUCCUAGAAAACUUCCAUAAAACACAGCUGCCUUUGAAAACAUCACAUGGACGCUGGACACACCAAGGCCAGAAGCAGCAAGGCGCAAAACUGGAAAGUUUUAUUCCGGCAUGAAUCCCCUCUACCCCAUUGCCACAAUAACCUGAGAAAUGCUAAAGGAAAAUCUUUGAGAAGACUUGAUUUGAAUCAUCGGACUUUAAAAUGGCCUGUUUUAUGUUUUUGUUUUUUUGUGUGUGGUGUUUUUAAAAUGCCAAGCUGCUUUAUUUUUAUGAUAACUGGAGAAGUUGCUGGAAAAAAAGUGCUGUAGUGUAUAAAUGACCUAGAACAUAUGUAUGUAUAUGCUGUUUAAAAAAAUGAGAUUUUGUUAUUAAGUUCUUAGAUCCUUAUUUAGAACAACUGGAUGUUCUCUGUUUGUUCUUCCAGAAAUGAAGGAAAUUAUGUAUGAGCUGUUUCAGUGGAAUUUUAUCCAAUAUACCUUUUGAAGGCACACAAAAACAAAGUCUAUGCAGUCUUCCGUCUUCUCAAAAAGUAACAAAGAAGCUAUAAUAAACUUGAAGUCACUGGAGUCUCCAAAA
Messenger RNA from Silurus meridionalis, 2387 nucleotides. Its product is annotated as SLAIN motif-containing protein-like. Gene Ontology annotation, cellular component: microtubule plus-end. Gene Ontology annotation, biological process: positive regulation of microtubule polymerization; cytoplasmic microtubule organization; microtubule nucleation. The record is from RefSeq and is a predicted model, not a curated record. NCBI's taxonomy places the organism in Eukaryota, Metazoa, Chordata, Actinopteri, Siluriformes, Siluridae.